This is a messenger RNA of Pistacia vera, 1022 nucleotides long. Its product is annotated as peroxidase 24-like. The transcript is spliced from 4 exons. Gene Ontology annotation, biological process: hydrogen peroxide catabolic process; response to oxidative stress. Lineage: Eukaryota; Viridiplantae; Streptophyta; Magnoliopsida; Sapindales; Anacardiaceae. Bases 1 to 993 code for a protein of 330 amino acids. Gene Ontology annotation, cellular component: plasmodesma; plant-type cell wall. The record is from RefSeq and is a predicted model, not a curated record. Gene Ontology annotation, molecular function: heme binding; peroxidase activity.
AUGUCUAGAAAUAGCAUAUUCGUUUUCUUGGUUUCUCUUCUCGUGUUUGGAGUUGCUGAGGUUUGUAAUGCAAAGCAGCCGCAACCAAAGUUGAAGAUGAACUUUUACGUGACAAAAUGUCCAGAAGCUGAGGUGCUUGUGAGGAACAUCACAUGGAGCAAACUUAAAACUAACCCUGCUUUGGGUGCAAAACUUCUUAGGAUGCAUUUCCACGAUUGUUUUGUUAGGGGUUGCGAUGCUUCUGUAUUGCUGGAUGCAGUUGACAAUACCCAGGCUGAAAAGGAUGCAAGACCUAAUCUAACACUGCAAGGUUUUGUUGAAAUUGAUGAAAUUAAAACCGAAGUAGAGAAGCUCUGCCCUGGAGUUGUUUCAUGUGCUGAUAUUCUCUCCUUGACUGCUCGUGAUUCCGUUUCCUUCCAGUUUAAGCCUAUGUGGCCUGUGCUUACUGGAAGAAGAGAUGGCAAUACUUCCCUUGCUUCUGAAACAAACGGAAACGUCCCUUCGCCAUUCUCAAACUUUUCGACCCUCAUGAACGUAUUUGACAGUAAAGGUCUUGACGUUAACGAUCUUGCGGCACUAUCAGGUGGCCAUUCAAUUGGUGUUGCUCACUGUGGAACAUUCUCUGCUAGACUUUACAACUUCAACGGCACCGGUGAAGCUGAUCCUUCCCUUAAUGCAGCUUACGUUGAAAUCCUAAAAGCUCAAUGUCCCAAUCCAGCCAAUCCUGUCACAACUGUGGAAAUGGAUCCGCAAAGUUCCGUAUCAUUUGAUAGUAAUUACUUCAAAAUCCUUCUCCAGAAGAAGGGUCUAUUCCAAUCCGAUGCUGCACUGCUCACAAAUUUAAGGGCAGCAAUCAGAGUAGCAACGUUACAGAACUCAAAAUUGUUCUACAUCAAGUUUGCUGAAUCGAUGCUAAAAAUGGGAAACAUCGGAGUGCUGACAGGAGAUGAUGGAGAAAUCAGGAAGCAAUGUCGCGUAGUGAAUAGUAAAUGAAAAAAGAAGCUAGCCAGCUGAUUGCAAUU